This is a messenger RNA of Dreissena polymorpha, 2394 nucleotides long. RefSeq lists its product as uncharacterized. The transcript has 4 exons. Lineage: Eukaryota; Metazoa; Mollusca; Bivalvia; Myida; Dreissenidae. The record is from RefSeq and is a predicted model, not a curated record. Bases 1 to 738 code for a protein of 245 amino acids. Gene Ontology annotation, cellular component: nucleus.
AUGGCAUCCCAAGCAGACGCAUCUUCAGUGAAUUCACCUGAAAUUAAAAGAAAGAAAAGGAGCAUUAACUCUAGCAAUACAGAAAUAUUAAAAUUGGAAGAGCUGGUAAAAGAUGAGAAAACAUUUUCAAUAUUAACUAAUAAAUUUUCAAACACUCUCAAUAAUAAAAUGAAAAAAGAUAUGUGGACAAAAAUUGCUGAAGAUAUUUCUGCACAAGGAAUUGCAGUUAGAACUGCGGAUGAAUGUAGUAAUAAGUGGCAAAACUUGAAAAGAGAGAGCAAGGCAGCAGUUACCAGUGAAAAGUUAGAACGGCGUAAAACGGGCGGAGGGACCCUGACACUGACAGCUGUCGCCGAUGAACAAAAAGUUCGGAUCGCCGAAAUGUACAAAGAUUCGGCAUCCUUCAAUGGGAUUAUUGGAGGAUUGGACAGCGGUGAAGCUGAUGGUCGUCACUUUCUGUCCAACACCACAGUUGCGCCCGCUGUAGGAACAGUUGAACAAACGGAGCAGUCAAGUGAGUGUUGUUAUAAAGGACCAGCAAAGAAACAAAAGAAGUUCGCAACAAAGUCUGAAGAACUUCAGUACUGGCAGGUACAAUAUUUCAAAGGGGAGGUGGAAAAGCAGGAACGGGAGAAACAACUACUUGAUAUAAGGAUUCGCAUGCUGCUGAAAGAGGAAAUGAGACGUGACCAGAACGUUGUUGAUGAGAUCAUCAAUGGGAUAUUUUUCGAGGACUAAAUAUUAUAAAUAUUAUACUGUUAUACUGUUAUUUAUUGUAAACCGACUUGAAAUAAAAGUUUGUAUCUUGUAUCUUGAAAUAUAAUGGUGACAUUGACUUAGUUGCCUCAGUGCUUUAUUGAAAACAAAAUGAUUAACAUUGAUUUUUUUUAAAUGUUGUUUAGCAAUAAUUGUGUUAGAUUAUACCCUUUAUAUUUAAUGUCCUUACAUAAAUUCGAGAAACAAUUUUUUUUCCAUUAUGUGAAAUAUCUAUUCACAAUGUAUUCACGUAUGUGUGUCCCGCUUCCAUUCCCAUUCAUCGCAAGAUUGAAUACUGCAUCAUUAUUGUCUUGAUUUUCAUCAGAAUCCCCAAUGUCAGGCUCAUUGAGUUUGAUGCAAAUAUUGUACAGUAUCACGCAUGCUGUUGUUAUCUUGCAAAUCUUUGCAGGCUUCAAUCUAACCUGCAAAUAUUGAAACUAUAUAACAGGCAUGGGCAUAUUAAAUAUAGAAACCUUUAAUGAUUUCUAGGUUAAAUUAUGUAAUAAACAUUUACAAAUUGUUAUGCCCCCUUUAAAAAAGGGGGUAUAUUGUUUUUGGCCUGUCUGUCUGUCUGUCAUUCUGUCUGUCUGUCUGUCCAAAACUUGAAGAAAUAUUAAAGUUUUGUCAUAACUUUUGCAAUAUUGAAGAUAGCAACUUGAUAUUUGGCAUGCAUGUGUAUCUCAUGGAGCUGCACAUUUUGAAUGGUGAAAGGUCAAGGUCAUCCGUCAAGGUCAAAGGUCAAAUAUAUUUUGUAUUAUUUUAAAAAUGUCAAGUGUUUAAAAUAAUUAGAAAUCAAAGUCAUUUAAAUGCAAUAAAAAAGGAAAUAUACAAAUGCAUAGUGUUAUUGUUAGAUGGCAAAUGUACAUAUUCACUGUAUGAUAAUUUGGUUGAACAGUGUAUGUUCUACCCACUUUGCUUCAUUAAAAAAUACCUCAGAGUGUAGAACAGCAAAUCUACGCUUGAGUCUCCCAAAGCUUUUUUCAAUGACUGCUCGUGUCCGGGUUUUGGCCUGCUGAUACCUUUCCUUUGCCACAGAAUCCGCCGCCAGGAAAGGAGUUAUCAUGUACACUUUGUAUUGGUAACUGAAAGUGGUGAAAGUUUAUAUUUGUUCAGUGCUUUUGAACAGACACCAUAACUAUUUGCAUAUGUCCAUUUCAUUAAAAUUAGAUUUAAUAUGGGAAUGUUUCAUUUGAAUUGUAUGAAAACCAUAUUAGUAUUGUUUAAAACUAUUGUUUGUGUGUGCAUCAGAUUAAUUUGUUUAAAGUUUUUAUCAAUUUUAAACAUUUUCUAAUUUUGUCUUUUCAUUUGUUACAUUUUUCAUGAAUUAAGGUCAUGUAACAUGGGAUACAACUCUUCUAAAGAUUGCAUUUAAGUUAAACAUUAGUUACUCCCCUUUGACUAUUAUGUUUUUCAUAAAAGUACAGUUUACUUGCGUGUAUCAUGUAUGUGUUUAUUGUUAUUCGAGGUUCGAUGUUGUUUUUUUAGUCAGGCCUGUCCUAUUUAUCUUUCACUAAGUUCGUGCCUUGUUUAAAAUUGUAAUAAACAUCUGAACCUUGGAGGCAUUCGUGUUUACCAACCCCUUUGUUAAUUAACACAUGGAAUGAUUUGCUUAUAAUAAAUAAUUUAUGGCAACUAUGA